UAGGAAAAUAACUUAGCAUUCCGGUGAAGUAUUCCAAAUGGGGAUUCGCACCCACUCUAUGUGGGCCUCUCCAUUUCGCUUUGGGUUCUCGGUUCUUCAGUCUGUCUUCGCCAUCGAAAGUACACGCAACUCGCCGGUCAAAAAUAAUAAAUUAAUAAUAAUAGCACCGAAAUAAAUGUGAUAGAUCGAUCUAGAGGCGAACAGCAUUAAAAUUCAGCAUGGGACAUUCGUCAAAUUUGUUUUGGUUCUUUGUUUUCGUGUUAAUCACAAAAGUAUACGCCGCGUUGUCCAAUCCAUUGCCAUCGAAAGUCGAAGUAUACAAUCAGCCUGAAGAUACACCUGGAAAAGAAAGAGCCAAAGUGAGGAACUAUUUCGUCCGCGAGCCCUACGGGCCCAACACAUAUUCCUUUGAUCCGCAGACGCAGAACUCUCAGUUCCGAGAAGAAAAACGAUUUGUGAAUGGCAGCAUUCAAGGUAGCUACGGGUAUGCAAGGCCAGAUGGACGCAUUGAAGUCACCAAAUAUAUGGCGGAUGAGGAUGGAGGUUACUCGGCCCAGAUUCAGAUUUUUAAGGCAGGCGAUGAGAAAGUCAAAUCAGUUUGGCCCACCGAAAGACCUGAUAUACUGGUGGAGAGAAGCAAAUCGGAUGCGCCUACAAAUGUCACCUGGGAUCCAAAGAGCCAUCUCAACGUGACCGUCUCCCACGUGGCGGAUCAUGUUGCCCAGCAGCUGAAGGAGCAACAUGGAAUCGACCUAAACCACAUCGAUGUGAGCAAGGAUGUGCUUAAGCCAGCGGUGCUCGAUGUCAUCCAGGGCAAGGACCCAACUAAGGGUCGCCCUGUUCAGAAUCUAAUUCCCCAGCAGUUUCCCAUAGUUCCCUUCCAACUGCCGGCGGCUCAAGAAACCACCAAGGCCACCACAGCGGAGCCCGAGAAAACUGAAAGUUCAAAAUACCACAGGGCCCAAACCAACAAUGCCGAAAAGGCUCCACAAGUCGAGGAGCCGGAGGCCAGAUUACCGCCGCCCGGGCCACUGGUCAAUAGCAGUCCAAGCGAUGCAGAUUGGCAACGGCGAACCAUUGAGGCAAAUCGCCGUGAAUUCCUGGCCAAUUUACCAAACCUAAGUGAGGCCAGGCCAGAGUAAAUGUUUGAAAAUGUUUCACCAGGCCAAACUAAAUGCUUAAUAGUUUUUUUUACAAGAAAUGCUAAAGAGGGGUUGGUAACCAAAGUACA
This is a messenger RNA of Drosophila simulans, 1231 nucleotides long. RefSeq lists its product as uncharacterized. The coding region runs from base 219 to 1142 and encodes 307 amino acids. The transcript has 3 exons. The record is from RefSeq and is a predicted model, not a curated record. NCBI's taxonomy places the organism in Eukaryota, Metazoa, Arthropoda, Insecta, Diptera, Drosophilidae.